Bombina bombina (fire-bellied toad) is the source of this 981-nucleotide messenger RNA. RefSeq names its product type-1 angiotensin II receptor-like. Lineage: Eukaryota; Metazoa; Chordata; Amphibia; Anura; Bombinatoridae. The coding region runs from base 1 to 981 and encodes 326 amino acids. The transcript has a single exon. Gene Ontology annotation, molecular function: angiotensin type II receptor activity. Gene Ontology annotation, cellular component: membrane. Gene Ontology annotation, biological process: immune response; regulation of vasoconstriction; G protein-coupled receptor signaling pathway. The record is from RefSeq and is a predicted model, not a curated record.
AUGGCUCCUACAGGAUCACUUUCUGGUGUAAAUUGCUCUUCUUUAACUGAUGAGUUUCAUUUCGUUUUUGUACUUGUUCCUAUAUUUUACAUCAUUAUUUUUAUUGUCGGCAUUAUUGGGAACUCCACCAUCGUGGUAGGACUGACAUGUUGUCUUCGAUUAAAGUCUGUGGCAAAUAUUUAUAUUGUUAACCUCGCUGUUGCAGACUUAUCGUUUGUUGCAACGUUGCCACUUUGGGCAGUGAAUAUGUCAGACAAAUACAAAUGGAUCUUUGGCUCAUUCAUGUGCAAACUUUGUGCUACGUUGUCAUCAGUAAACAUGUUCUCCAGUAUCUUUCUUCUAACAUGCCUCAGUAUAGAUCGCUACUUUAGCAUUGUUCAUCCAAUGAAGUCCCUCGACAGAAGAACUCAAGCCAAGGCAAAAAUUGCAACUUUUAUUGUUUGGGUUUUAGCAUGCAUAACAAGCACUCCAACCAUGUAUUUCCGCCAGACAUAUUAUUCAAACACACACCACCAUACAAUCUGUGCUAUGAAAUAUCCACAGAACAGUAUUUUCUGGUCAAAUUUUGUGGAUUUGGUGAAAAAUAUAGUAGGAUUUGGAAUACCCUUUAUUCUCCAAGGAAUCUGUUACUGUUUAAUAUAUAAAAAUAUGUUAGCAUCACCAAAGAAUAAGGUGAAAAAAAAUAAAAAUGAAAAGGUCCUAAAGAUAGUAUUGACCAUGGUUCUUGCAUUCCUCUUAUGUUGGCUGCCCUUCCAGAUUGCUACUUUCCUCAAGGUCUUAAUUAGAUUAAAUAUUAUUAAAACAUGUAAAACCAUACAGGUUAUUAACGCAAUCAUGCCAAUCACAGUCUGCAUUGCAUUCUCCAACAGCUGUUUUAAUCCCAUACUUUAUUACUUUGCCAGUAAACGGUUCAGAGGUCAGCUGAUAAAAUCGCUGAAGAGGUCAUUUUAUCAAAGCUAUACUAGUACUGCAUGUGAGUAA